Messenger RNA from Meloidogyne enterolobii, 621 nucleotides. The record is from the annotation of a GenBank genome assembly. Lineage: Eukaryota; Metazoa; Nematoda; Chromadorea; Rhabditida; Meloidogynidae.
AUGUUAAAUAUUAUGCAUUAUGACCUUCAAUUUCAACUUCCAACAGCUUCAGAUAAAGACCCUUUAGUUCCAACAUUUGUUGGCACAGCAAAAUUAGAAUUUCAAUUAACUAGACAAAUACCCCCAUACGAAUCUAAACAGCAAUAUUUAAAUAAAAAUGAAAUAAUUAAAUUAACAUUUCUUUCACAAAAAUUAGAUCAAUUUGAAAAUAUUACUUUAAUUCGUUAUGGGGAAGAUGAAGAAGAAAUUAAUUUUAAUGUUGAUGUUGAAUUACGCCCUCCAUGGGAAAUUGACUUUUUAGUUCGGGAGGAAAAAGGAGGAAGGGAAAAUAAAAAACUUUUGACUGGCCGUUAUAUAUUAAAUAUUGGAAGAUUUGAAGGUAUAAUUACUUACAAUAAAGGUUUAUUCUAUAGAGAUGCUGGAGGAUUACCUUUAUUAGCAAGUAAUUUUUUCUUUGAAUUUUCGCCUUCUUUGUUUCCACAAUUGGGUGGACCUUUACAGAAAACUACAACUAAAAUUUCUUUAAUUCACCCUCACGGGACAACAGCUUUGUCUAGUAUGCACCCUCUUGGCCCAACAGAAUCUUUAAAUGAACAUUGGCAAUUAUUUUUAUUUUUUUAA